UUCAAACAGAACACAACAGACUCCAGCGACUCCCCCAUUAUUCAGUUUCCACAUGUGUCUGGCAGCUUGAGACGGAUGAAGAGGGAGUGGGUUAUUCCUGCUAUUAACUUUCCAGAAAAUGACAGGGGUCCGUACCCCAAAUUCAUGGUGAAGCUUAAGUCCAGUAAUGAUGAAAAGGUGGUCAUCACCUACAAGAUCAGUGGACCGGGGGCAGAUCAGUCCCCUGAGGGUGUUUUUACUGUCGACCGACGAUCUGGGGCGAUGUAUGUGACCCAGCCACUGGACAGGGAGAAAAAGGCCAGAUACACGCUGUGGGCUCAGGCGCUGAAUGAGGGACUGAAGGCUGAAGAGCCAAUGGAGCUGAUCAUCAACAUCAUUGAUCAGAAUGACAACGCUCCAGAAUUCACCGUGAAUCCUCUUAUUGGCAGAGUGAGCGAAAGCGCUGAUGUUGGGGAUUCUAUCAUAAAGGCAACAGCAGUGGAUAAGGAUGAUCCAUACACAAACAAUGCCUUAAUCAGGUAUAGAAUAAUAUCUCAGAUGCCGCAUAUUCCCAAAGAUGGCAUGUUUGCCAUAAAUCCAGUGAGUGGAAUGAUCAGUCUGCAGUCAGGUGGACUGGACAGAGAGUCUCACCCAGAGUACAGCCUGAUCAUACAAGCUGCUGAUAUGCAAGGGGAGGGUUUAACAGGCACCUGCACUGUUACCAUUGUUGUAGCUGACAGCAACGAUAAUGCUCCAAAAUUCACUGUGAAAACUAUAUCCACAUCAGUCCCUGAGAAUGAAGUUGGAAUUGAGGUAGUCAGACUAAAGGUCACAGACGAUGAUGAGCUGGGAUCUCUGAACACCAACACUAAAUACUCAAUCAUCACAGGCAACAAAGGAGGAGAAUUCAGCAUCACUACAGGACCUAAUAAAAUGGAUGGAAUCAUCACAACAGCAAAGGGGCUGGAUUUUGAGAGCAUUCCCGUCUUUACUCUGCUGGUGGUGGUGACUAAUGAGGCGCCGUUUACUGGACCGGUUUCUACAUCGACAGCCACGGUCACUGUUAGAGUUGUAGACGAAAACGAACCUCCUGUUUUCAGUCCCACAGAAGUGCAUGUGAGCAUUUCAGAAGAUGUGAAAAUAGAUAGUUCUGUGGUUGACCUCAGAGCAAAGGACCCAGAUACAGCCAGGAAACAGACUGUCAGAUAUAAACUCUACAAUGACGCUGCCAGGUGGCUGAGUGUUGAUGUUAACACAGGAUCAGUCAAAGUUCAAAGCAGCAUGGACAGAGAAUCAUACUAUGUCACAGACAGCAAAUACACGGUCCUCAUUUUGGCUUACGAUGAUGAUAAUAAUCCAGCUACAGGCACAGGAACUCUGGUUGUAACUUUAUUGGACGUGAACGACCACCUUCCUGUGAUCAAGCAGAGAAAAGCCAGUCUAUGCAACAGCAACCCUUCUCCUGCCCUCCUGGACAUAGAGGACCUAGAUGGACCAAGUUACUCGGGGCCAUUUACUGUGGAGCUUCAAGGAGAACACAGAAUCAACUGGACUGUCAACACCAAUUCAACAAGUAACGUGGCAACCCUGGCCCCCAAACGAGACUUAUCUCCUGGGGAUUAUUAUGUCCUGAUGCGCAUUUAUGAUGUUGGCAUGCGCUCCCAAGACAGUACACUAUACGUAGAGGUGUGCCAAUGCGAAGGAGCCGUGUCCUCCUGCUUCGUCCCACCUCCUGCCCCUCGGCUACUCAAUCCUUCUGUCACAACCUCAGCUCUGGGAGCAGUUUUUGGUGUUUUGUUGCUGCUUCUGCUCCUCCUGCUGUUGCUGAGAAGGAGGAGGAAGAUGAAAAAGGAUGCUCCUCUCCUUGAAGAUCUGCCCAGAGAUAACAUCUGCUACUACGAUGAGGAGGGAGGAGGUGAAGAAGACCAGGACUAUGACCUCAGCCAACUCCACAGAGGGCUUGAUAACCGACCUGAAGUCUUCUGCACUGACGUGUUUCCCACUGUCCAGAGCCGCCCGGGCUACCGGCUACAAAUCCAAGAUAAUGAAGAGAUUGGAAAAUUCAUCGAGGAUAACCUGCACGCUGCAGACAGUGACCCCACAGCUCCUCCUUACGACUCCCUCCUGGUGUUUGACUAUGAAGGUGCAGGUUCUGAGGCGGAUUCUCUCAGCUCGAUCAACUCCUCAGACUCAGAUGAGAAGCAGGACUUUCAGAGUUUAGGUCAAUGGGGACCACGUUUCAGCAGAUUGGCUGACCUGUACACAGGAGGGAUAGAGGAGGACGACGACUCUGAAACACUGCCAGGAAAAACAGAAUGGGUCUGACAUGGCCCUGCAUAUUAAUAAAUCCUCUAAGUUUGUGUCCAUCUGCCCCAGAUCUUUGGAGUGCUGUGUGACCUCCUUCUGCUGCCUUCUGCGGCUUGUCAAGAGUUUUCAGCACCAACUUUUGCACCAGCUUG
Acanthochromis polyacanthus (spiny chromis) is the source of this 2438-nucleotide messenger RNA. Its product is annotated as B-cadherin-like. Gene Ontology annotation, cellular component: adherens junction; cytoplasm; plasma membrane. The annotation marks the transcript as partial. NCBI's taxonomy places the organism in Eukaryota, Metazoa, Chordata, Actinopteri, Pomacentridae. The record is from RefSeq and is a predicted model, not a curated record. Gene Ontology annotation, biological process: homophilic cell-cell adhesion; cell morphogenesis; adherens junction organization. Gene Ontology annotation, molecular function: calcium ion binding; cadherin binding. The transcript is spliced from 13 exons.